This is a messenger RNA of Ostrinia nubilalis (European corn borer), 394 nucleotides long. RefSeq lists its product as uncharacterized. NCBI's taxonomy places the organism in Eukaryota, Metazoa, Arthropoda, Insecta, Lepidoptera, Crambidae. The transcript has 2 exons. The record is from RefSeq and is a predicted model, not a curated record. Gene Ontology annotation, cellular component: respiratory chain complex IV; mitochondrion. Bases 134 to 364 code for a protein of 76 amino acids.
UUUGUUUUAUUAACCGUCAGUCAAAUUGACAAUCAUGCUCGCGAUUGGCGUGCGAUUUUUAUAAGAAUUUAUUUUAAACCGUGGCUUAUUUUCUGACAAUUCAACCAACCUGAAAUUUUAAAACUGAUUCAAAAUGUGCGACCAAGAGUUCAGAACGCUCCGUGUCGACCCUCGAUACCCUUUUCAAAACAAAACUAAAGCGUGCUACGACAACUACUGCGACUACUACAAGUGCACGCGGUUGCUAGGCGAGGUGGACGACUGCAAGCUGUUCAAGCGGUACUUCGAGACCAUCUGCCCCAACGCCUGGAUCUCGCAUUGGGACGAGUUGCGCGAAAAGGGCGCCUUCCCCGGCCCGAUAUAGCGGCGAUGGCAAUAUACUGAUCAUUUGAUA